Molecule: messenger RNA, 505 nt
Organism: Magallana angulata
Lineage: Eukaryota; Metazoa; Mollusca; Bivalvia; Ostreida; Ostreidae
Product: N-acetylglucosamine-1-phosphodiester alpha-N-acetylglucosaminidase-like
Exons: 6
Coding region: 11-505 (164 amino acids)
Source: RefSeq, a predicted model, not a curated record
UACUAGUAUCAUGGUAAAACUAUUACGGAUUUUUUUAAUACAUUAUUUGAACAUUUCCAUGGUUGUCUGUCAAAAUAUUGGUGGGUCGAAUGUCUGCAUGGUUCCUAACAGCCCUUAUGUCAAAUGUUGCACUGGGUUUUAUCUGAGUCAGGAUAAAUGUAUAGAGUGUGAACCAGGCACCACAGGUGUGAACUGCUCCAUACCCUGUGCACCUGGAUAUUUUGGACGCCAGUGUAAUAGACGAUGUCACUGCCCACCGGGCAAGUUCUGUGACCCAACGAAAGGGUGUCUGUGUAACUCAACAAGUAUUAAAUGUACAGAUCCAGAACCGACAGUGACUGAAACAGUGACCAAGGCAACAGUUCAUCAGUCCAAUUACUAUAUGGUCCUUCUUUUCUCGAUAUCAGUCAUCACCCUUCUGUUCAUGACCAUGCUUUCUGUCAGGUUACGAUGUGCAACAGUUUUGAGAUGUAAAGGUAAACAUAUAAUUGUUAAUCAGGUUUGA